AUGGUCUGGCACUUUCGGCAAGCCAACAUUGCCGCUGGUUCAAACGUACUAUGGAUCAUCCUUCACAACUUCUUCAACUCCAUCAACGCUCUCAUAUGGCCGCGCGACAAUGUGUUUGAAUGGUGGGAUGGCAAUGUUUGGUGUGAUAUCCAUGUGCGGAUCCAGGUCGCGAGCUACGUAGGUGUUGCAGCAUCUGCGGCAAUGAUCACGCGCAAGCUGGCUAGGGUCAUGGACACCCGAAACAUUACCGUCUCAAGCAGUCGCAACAGCAGGAUCAGAGAGAAGAUCUGGGAAUUGGUAUGGUGCUGGGGGGCUCCAAUGGUCCUGGCCAUUGUUUACUACGUUGUUCAACCGGCUCGCUACACCAUCUACGGCAUCGUGGGCUGUCAAUCUACCUAUGACACAUCAUGGCCAAGUCUCGUACUGAGUAUCAUGUGGUUUCCGAUUACCAUGGCCUUUGCCGCGUUUUGGUCGAUCUUACUUGUAUAUCGCCUCUAUCGCUACCGAAAAGAGUUCCACAGCCUGGUCGUAGCUCAGAAUACCACAACAUCUCGUUUUGUCCGACUCUUCAUUCUCAGCAUGACAAUCAGCCUGGUUUAUCUCACCUAUUCCAUCUACAUCACUGUCGAAACUUCGUUUGUCCUGACUGAAGCGUAUUCCUGGUCCUACGUUCAUGACCCAGUCAGAUUCAACACCAUCAUCCACGUACCGGUGCAAGGCAAGGUCUCCUACGAUAAAUGGAUCCAGGUGAUCACCGGAUACGUUGUCUUUUUGCUCUUCGGCACUGGCGUUGAUGCAUACAACUUUUAUAGAAAGACUAUGGUCCGCAUGGGUUUAGGCAAAGUAUGGCCGAGUCUGCAUGAGCCGAGACGCAAUGGACAGCGAACGCCCUCGAGCUUUAUAGCUGCCAAAUCGUGGACCAGCAGUGUAUCGAGCAAGGCAAAAAGCUUGCUUUGGUCAUCCAAAUCUGAUUCCACUGCCUCGGUUGGCGAUGCAUACGUCGACUUUCCGCGCAGCAACUCUGUCGCCCUUGAUUCCAUCCCGGCUGUGAGUAAUGGCGAUGCCGAGACCGCACUGAUUACGGGAAGUCAAGGUCAGACUGAAUCAUCUACCACACAGACACGGCCGUCUUCCUUCAAGCGAUGGUUUGCUCGUUCGAAUCUUGGUGGCUCUGUGCUACCAUUAUUCAAUGACCGCAACAUCACUGAAGUUGCAAUCAAUGAUACAAGCAAAUUAUCCGCGCCAGCCACUUCGCCUGGUGUGCGCGCCCACGUUUGGGCUACCGAGGACGCUCCUAUCAGGCGGGCUAGCGAAGGCGAAGGUGUUUUUGUCUCACACGAAGUAUAUCAACGUCGACAUGACAUGCACGACAAAGAUUGCGAUUCAAAAUCAACUUAUCUUUGGGUCAAUGGUAAGGUUUAA
Molecule: messenger RNA, 1422 nt
Organism: Bipolaris oryzae ATCC 44560
Lineage: Eukaryota; Fungi; Ascomycota; Dothideomycetes; Pleosporales; Pleosporaceae
Exons: 2
Coding region: 1-1422 (473 amino acids)
Biological process (GO): G protein-coupled receptor signaling pathway
Cellular component (GO): membrane
Molecular function (GO): mating-type factor pheromone receptor activity
Source: RefSeq, a predicted model, not a curated record